UGAAAUUUUGGCGAAACCUCCCAACAUUCCGUCUACAGUUGGAGUAAUUCCUUCCCAAUAUGUUUUAGCAUCGCCGUAAAACUUUUCAUCAUCCUCGAUGGACAUCUUCAAACCGGUAGAUUAACAGUUAAAGUAAAUGUGUGGUCAAAGUCGAAACAUUUCAUGAGUAAGCUGACAAAUUGUAAAUCAACGAGGACGUUCGAAAAAUCUCUGCAAUAUGGAUAUUAGAGUGAGUGCCGGUGAAGAUAACAGAAAGAAACGAACACAAGUCGAAGAAAUAGACAAUCUUGUUUCCCCAGGAGAUAUCAUUACUUCUGAUACAGGUUUUAUGCGUGGACAUGGGACCUACAAUUCAGAAGAUGACAGAUUGCAAGCCUCGGUGGCUGGAGUAGUGGAGCGUGUCAAUAAACUGAUAUGUGUGAAACCUCUCAAAACAAGGUACAAUGGAGAGAUAGGAGACGUGGUGAUAGGAAGAAUCCUAGAAGUUCAGCAACGUAGGUGGAAGGUGGAAACGCACUCCAAGUUAGACUCUGCACUAUUGUUGUCAUCUGUCAAUCUGCCAGGAGGAGAACUGAGAAGACGAUCGGAGGAGGAUGAGAAAAUGAUGAGGCAGUACCUCCAGGAAGGGGACCUAAUCAGCGCUGAAGUUCAGUCUGUGUUUUCAGACGGCUCGUUAUCGCUGCACACCAGGAGUCUAAAGUAUGGAAAGCUGGGACAAGGAACUUUGAUCCGGGUCUCGCCCUCCCUAAUUAAGCGGCGGAAGACACACUUCCAUCAUCUUCCGUGUGGUGCCACCAUUAUUCUAGGGAACAACGGAUACGUGUGGAUCUGUCCCACAGAAAAUGAAGAGACGGACCAGACUGGAGGCUACCAGCUCAGUAUGGAGCCUGUACAGAGAGCAGACAGAGAGGUGGUUGCUAGGUUACGGAAUUGCAUCCAGCUGUUGGCUGCCCACAAAAUGCAGUUGUACGACACCAGUGUACUAUACACUUAUGAAGCAUCCCUCAACUUCACGAUUAAGGACAUUUUAAAGCCAGAGUUAGGACUGGAAAUCCUUGAGCAUACUCAGCAAAGACUAGAACUGGAGGGCACAUGAGGGCUAGCGAUUCUCCACUAUUCUCAGCAAAGACUCAAAACUAGAGGGUGCUAAAGUUCUCCCUUGUAUAUUGAUUGACAGCAGCGAUUCAUCAGGUGUAGGACCAAACUCAGCUGCUGUACAAAUCACCAGUUGUGUUCUACCUGGUGAUGGUAGAAGAAUGUGUAAUAUUUUGCUUAUCAGCAGACUCCAUCUCAUUCUCGUGUUGUAUUCAAUGUGUUGUUUUUAGGAAGCAUACAUGUAGUUUAUAUUUUUAUGAAUUAUAUUAAAUAUAUUGAAUACAGAAAA
Ostrea edulis (European flat oyster) is the source of this 1384-nucleotide messenger RNA. Its product is annotated as exosome complex component RRP4-like. Gene Ontology annotation, molecular function: RNA binding. The record is from RefSeq and is a predicted model, not a curated record. Gene Ontology annotation, cellular component: nuclear exosome (RNase complex); cytoplasmic exosome (RNase complex). Gene Ontology annotation, biological process: CUT catabolic process; TRAMP-dependent tRNA surveillance pathway; U4 snRNA 3'-end processing. The coding region runs from base 218 to 1096 and encodes 292 amino acids. Lineage: Eukaryota; Metazoa; Mollusca; Bivalvia; Ostreida; Ostreidae. The transcript has 9 exons.